This is a messenger RNA of Penaeus monodon (black tiger shrimp), 1378 nucleotides long. RefSeq names its product gastrula zinc finger protein XlCGF8.2DB-like. Gene Ontology annotation, biological process: regulation of transcription by RNA polymerase II. Gene Ontology annotation, molecular function: RNA polymerase II cis-regulatory region sequence-specific DNA binding; DNA-binding transcription factor activity. Lineage: Eukaryota; Metazoa; Arthropoda; Malacostraca; Decapoda; Penaeidae. The record is from RefSeq and is a predicted model, not a curated record. The transcript is spliced from 2 exons. Bases 210 to 1037 code for a protein of 275 amino acids.
CAGAACAGCUGAUCGAAAGCCAUGUAGUGAGACACUAAUUUUUGAGUUGGAUUAAAGCCUUUUAAUGUAUGUACUUCGCAUGACGCCAAAUUUUCUUGGAUUCAGAGUUCCUGAAAGUCUAGAGUCUGACAGAAAAGUGACAUUAUUAAUUGUUCUGCAAGGAGGGAGUUCCAGCAAGUUAAUUCAAAACCACCCACUGGUUUUAAUAAAUGGCUGCUAUCAUGGAGGAUUUGGGUUUAGAUAUGGAAGUUCCUGACAACACAAUUGAAUUCGUUGCUGUCAAGGAAGAGAAAAUUGAAGAUAUCAGUGAAGAGAACGACCUUAGAAUAAAAGAAAUCAUCAAGGAUAUUGAUGAAGUGAAUGCUAUCUAUAUCAAGACAGAAUAUGAGGUAAAUACAAGUAAUGAAAGUCCGUUUCAAGAAGAAAUCAACAAUCUGAGGGAAGCAGUUACAAAUGGCUCAGACGUUUUGAUGUGUGAAGAGGAAGAUCCAUUGCUCUUGACAGAGCCGUUUGCUUCCAAGACCAUGCUGUUUGCUUCUGAGGUCUGUGGGGACCUCCGCUCACUAGACCAUAAGAAAGGCAGUAAUGAGGAAAUGCACAAAAAGCUGGAUGCAAAGGAGAAAUACUUUAUUUGUGAGAUCUGUGACAAGAAAUUCACUCGCAGGAGUAAGCUUUUAAUUCACCUUCGAGUACAUACAAGAGAAAAGCCCUAUAGUUGUGAUGUUUGCAACAAAGCCUUCUCUCAAAAACAUCACUUAGUGGAACAUGUGAGAAUCCAUACAAAAGAAAAGCCUUAUACCUGUGAAAUAUGUUCUAAACCUUUCUGUGGGAGAAGCAAUCUUGUGAAACACAUGAGAGUGCAUACAAAGGAGAAGCCAUUUAGUUGUGAUAUGUGCAAUAGAGCUUUCUCUGAGAAAGCUGCUCUGGGGAGACACGUGAGAAUACAUACAAGAGAAAAGCCAUUUAAUUGUGCGAGUUGUAGCAAAUCAUUCUCUGAGAAAGGUAACCUAAUGAAGCACAUGCGAGUGCACACAUAAAAGCCUGAUAACCAUGGGCAGAUGAGAAAAUGUCCCAGAGAGGGACAUUGUUGGUACACAGGGCUUGAUAUCCCUUGCAAGGAGGUGAAAUGGUCUUUUAGAAUCAAAUAACAUUUUACUAUCAACUACAUACAAGUUAAUAGUGUGUGUGUUUGUAGAAGCUUCUGUGAUAAGGAAAAUACCCUUCUGAUUAUCCCUUGUAUGUAUGUUAAUAUAUCCCCAUUGAAUAUAAAAUUUGUUUAUAGUUAUACUUAUGUAUAUAUUUCAGAUAUUUAGGUUGAUAUCUUUGUACUGAAUUAUAAGCUUAAUUGUGGUUGCUUUGGAAACAGUUCCUGUGCAGA